Aspergillus puulaauensis is the source of this 1920-nucleotide messenger RNA. RefSeq lists its product as uncharacterized. Bases 1 to 1920 code for a protein of 639 amino acids. The record is from RefSeq and is a predicted model, not a curated record. Lineage: Eukaryota; Fungi; Ascomycota; Eurotiomycetes; Eurotiales; Aspergillaceae. The transcript has 2 exons.
AUGGGAAUUCCGCGACUCAAACAACACUUAUUAUCAUUCUGUCAACCCGUUCUCUUUCAGGGGGCCCCGGAUCGCGACGAUGGGAGUCUUGAAUGCAUAAGUUCCGUUGUGAUUGACGGGCCUAGCCUAGUCUACAAUGUUUACGCGCGGUUGCUGUCAUGGUUCUCAGUCGUUGGUCCCAGUAGGUUUGAUGCUCUGCCGACCUGCGAUGAAGUAAGUCGGGGGGUUGUGUUAUAUUUGGCGCAUUUGAAAAUGCUUGGCGUUAAGAUUGAGAAUAUAUAUUUCGACGGAGCCCUGCCCGCACGGAAGCAUGUAACCCGCAUUAGCCGACUUGAAAACCAAAGAAGAAAACUCGAGGUAUUUUGUGCCGAGACCAAGAAUGGCUUUGAACCGAUUAUAUCCCCCGGGUAUAAACGAACCGUCAAACUAGAAAAUGUUUUGCGCAGCCGACCAACGCCCGCUAUGUACAAUGAUAUUCCCGCCAAUCCUUUUAUGGUUUCGGCGGUGUUCGAAGACCUGAAAUGUCGCUGGAAUGGGGCAAAUAUCACGGGAGCCACCAAAAACACCUUACCACUGCAAUUAUUUGAUGAUCAUGAAAGCUUUCCCUGGGCAGAUCUCACGACCAUGGUACCAGGGGAAGCUGAUGCCUGCUGUGCCUAUGCGGCAAAGAUCAUGGGUUGCUGCAUACUCACGAAUGAUUCGGACCUUGUUCUCUACGACCUUGGAAAACGUGGCUCAGUCGCUUUUCUGGAUUCAGUGGAACUCAGUAGGUGGGAGUCCUCCAAGCCAUUGGUGUCUCAGAUAAGAGCCGCGAUUCUGCGCCCUUCCAUAGCAACCCAGCAGCUGGGAGUCUCCAGCCUGCUCCCGCUUGCAUACGAACUAAAAGUCCAGCCAGGCAUUGGUUUAGGAGAGUUAUUGCGGCGGUCCAAAAACGCGACUUCUAUGGCGGAGCUGUCUAAUUAUUGGGAGUUUGUCGACGAAUAUCAAACCGACCACUGUUGCGUGCAAGCACGAGCUACCAAACAAUCAAUUGGGUUUUACGAUACCAGGGUCUCGGAAUUGCUAUGGCAGUAUGAAUUGCGAGGUGAAUAUGCGGGUAGGGAUUGUCCAUACGUUUACCUCGCGACCAUGUGCGAGGACCAUACAAAACGAUGCGCGUGGGCCAAAGGCCGCGAAUAUCGAAACGUGGCAUAUUCAAUAUUAAACCUCUCUCGACCCAUUAGUGAAAGGCAUCGCUGCGUAGUUGAAUUUACUCGGCGCGGUCAGCGCAUCGCGGAGGAAAAAAUACAACUUCAGGACGAAAUGUGGAUUUCAGCUCAAAUAAAAUCCUUCCAGGCCCGUCUGCAGGAUUUGCGGACCAGCCUCAGAAAAGACAGUGGGUCUCUAUAUUUCUGGACACUAUUUGCUGUCUGUGAUGUCUACGGCCCAGAUUCUGGCGUCGAUGAAGGAGAUUUUGAGAAACUGAAGCAGUUUCUUAGAGUUGGAUACAUGGGCAAACGUCUCGGAUGGGCAGAUAUCCACCUAUCAGCACAGAUAAAUUCCGUUUUAUAUUCCUUACGGGUUUUAAAGCAGGUUCUCGAAGUCUCAAAUUCUAUGGCUAUAGUGGCGGUGGGAUUAAAGGCUAUCUUGAAGGGCCUUCCACCAUUACAUAUCAUAAUGGAUCCCGCCCACCAACGCACGGCAAUGUGUAGCGCUGAUAUUACAGCUACACAACUGUCAGAUGUGCUUGGGUACCUGGCGCAAAGACCGCAAAAGACCCAGCUGGAAUGCUCAGACAACGGGAAUGGGGCGUUGAAAGACAAGCCUCAAACUUCUCCAUCUGUUGCAAACAUUGCAAUGGCAAACCAAAAUGAUAUCAGUAGGCCUGUGCAUUCACCCAAAACUAUGUCCAACUUAUAUGAAUUAUUACAGGAGCAAUGA